This is a messenger RNA of Bombus impatiens (common eastern bumble bee), 1003 nucleotides long. RefSeq names its product guanosine-3',5'-bis(diphosphate) 3'-pyrophosphohydrolase MESH1 (gene Mesh1). The transcript is spliced from 5 exons. The record is from RefSeq and is a predicted model, not a curated record. Gene Ontology annotation, molecular function: guanosine-3',5'-bis(diphosphate) 3'-diphosphatase activity. NCBI's taxonomy places the organism in Eukaryota, Metazoa, Arthropoda, Insecta, Hymenoptera, Apidae. Bases 181 to 843 code for a protein of 220 amino acids.
UUACGCUCUUAAGUAACAAACACAACUCACAAUGUUUAGGUUAUGUUUUGUACGCUUCUUGUUAGGUAUCUGUAGCUCCUCUAUUGUCAAGUUUCAAAAUUAACUAACAUUAAUUGAUGCAAUCAAAAUAAUUUCUAAAAUACGAGGUGGAAAAUUGUGGCAUAACGCAACAGAUUAAACAUGGAGAAUGAUAUUUCUGUAUCAUGUGUCAAUCACGAUCCAUUGACUGUAGUCGGAUCUUGCAAAUUAUGUUCCAGAGAAUUGACUAAUGCAGAAUUGUUAUCAAUAGUAAUCAAAUGUGCCAAUUUUGUAGCAAUAAAACACAAGGAUCAGAGGAGAAAGGAUGAAAACGAAACACCAUAUAUAAAUCACCCGAUAGGAGUAGCAAAUAUUUUGGUACAAGAAGGCAAUAUUCAUGAUCCUGUUGUAAUUAUAGCAGCUCUUUUACACGAUACUGUAGAAGAUACUGAUACUACAUUUGAAGAGAUAGAAACUCAAUUUGGUACAGAGGUUCGUAACAUUGUUAAGGAACUAACCGAUGAUAAAAGCUUACCAAAAGUGGAACGUAAAAGAUUACAAAUAGAGAAUGCCCCUAAAUGCAGUCACAAAGCUAAAUUGGUAAAGCUAGCAGAUAAAUUGUAUAAUUUAAGAGAUCUUCAAAAAGCUAUACCAGUUGGUUGGUCAGAAGAUAGAGUAAAAGAAUACUUUAAGUGGGCCAAAGCUGUGGUUGAUGGAUGUCGCAGAACUAAUUUUAAUCUAGAAAGAGAGCUAGAUCUAAUAUUUGCAAAGAAGGUAUCCCAAGAUAGAGAAAGUUGUACAUGUAAAAGGCCAUUGAUAUCAUAAUGUUAAUGUUUUAUUAAAACAAUAAUUUUGAAAUUGAACAUUGCAAAAUGUAAAAAAAGAUAUACUUACUGAAAUACCGGUGGUGUAUUGUGUAUAGAGUUAUCAGCUGCUAUAACAUUAAAAUCGAACAUUAUUGGACAGAACUUCGAAGCAUGACCGA